Oncorhynchus nerka (sockeye salmon) is the source of this 1740-nucleotide messenger RNA. RefSeq names its product spidroin-1-like. The transcript is spliced from 2 exons. Lineage: Eukaryota; Metazoa; Chordata; Actinopteri; Salmoniformes; Salmonidae. The record is from RefSeq and is a predicted model, not a curated record. The coding region runs from base 1 to 1740 and encodes 579 amino acids.
AUGGGCGGCACGAAAACCAGACUGGUACAGCGGCAACGGCGACGGCGGCGGCAGCAGCAGCGGCAUGGGUGGCAACGGCACGAUAGCAGCCCAGCUACGGCGGCAGCAGCGGUGGCACGGGCGGCAACGGCAACGACAGCCAGCCCAACGACGGCGGGCAGCAGCAGCGGCAUGGGCGGCAACGGCAACGACAGCGCGCCCAGCGGCGGCAGCAGCAGGCAGUGGCGGGCGGCAACAGCAACGAGUGCAGCAAACAGCGGACGACGGCGGCAGCAGCAGUAUAUGGUACGGGCAACGGCAACGAUAAGCCCAGCGACGGCGGCGGCAGCAGCAGUACGGGUGGCAACGGCAACGACAGUCAACGACGGCGGCAGCAGCAGCAGCGGUACGGGCGGCAACGGCGUCGUUCGCCGCGACGGCGGCAGCAGCAGCGGCAAUGGGCGGCAACGGCAACGACAGUCAGCGGCGGCAGCAGCAGCAGCGGUACGGGCGGCAACCUGGCAACGACAAAGCAGUCGCGGCAGAGCAGCAGCGGCGGCCGGGCGGCAACGGCAACGACAGCAGCUCAGUCACGGCGGCAGCAGCAGCAGCGGCACGGGCGGUGACGACGACAAGCCUAACGACGGCGGCGCAGUAGCGGACACGGGCAACGGCAAUGACAGCAGCCUAGCGACGGCGGCAGCAGUAGUGGCACGGGGCGGCAACGGCAACGGUCAGGCGGCAGCAGCAGCAGGUACAGUGACGGCGGGUGGCAGCAGCAGCGGUACGGGGGAACGGCAACCAGCAGUCAGCGGCGGCGGUGAAAGCAGUGGCGGCCGGGCGGCAAAUGGCAACGACAGCGCCAGCGACGACGGUGGCAGCAGCAUGGGCGGCAAUUUGGCAAUAGCCGCCCAGCGGACGGCGGCGGCAGCAGCGGUACGGGCGGCAAUGGCAACAGCCCAGCGACGUGGCGGCAGCAGCAGCGGUACGGGGGCAAAUGGCAACGACAGCAGCCCAGCGACGGCGGCGGCAGCAGCAGCGGCACGGGCGGCAACGCAGCCCAGCGACGGCGGCGGCAGCAGCAGCGGCACGGGCGGCAACGGCAACGACAGCCAGCCCAGCGGUACGGGCAACGGCAGCAGCAGUGGCGGCAGAAAGUGGCAACGGCAACAUGGUGCCAGCCCAGCGACGGCGGCAGCAGCAGCGGCACGGCGGCAACGGCAACGACAGCAGCCCAGCGACAGCGGCAGCAGCAGCGGCGACGGGCGGCAACGGCAACGACAGCAGCCGACUGUGGCAGCAGCAGUAGCAUGGGCGGCAACGGCACGACAGCAGUCGACGGUGGCGGCAGUAGCAGCGGCAAUGAUGGCAACGGCAACGGCAGCAGCCCAGCGACGGCGGCGGCAGGUACGGGGCGGCAACGGCAACGACAGCAGCCCAGCGACGGCAGCAGCAGCGGCAUGGGCGGCAACGGCAACGACAGCAGCCCAGCGACGGCAGGCAGCAGCAGCGGCACACAUGGCAACCGGCAACGACAGCAGCCCAGCGACGGCGGCGGCAGCAGCAGCGGUACGGGCGGCAAUGGCAACACGACAGCCAGCGGCGGCAGCAGCAGCAAUGGGGCGGCAACCGGCAAUGACGACAGCGGCAGCGACGGGCGGCAACGGCAAAUUAGCAUGGCGACGGCAGCAGCAAUCGGCACGGCAGCCCAGCGACGGCGGUGGCAGCAGCAGUGGCAUGGGCGGCAACGGCAAAUUAUAA